AUGAUCCACUUCGACGUCUUCGACGCUCGCGAUCUCUUGUUCCGACGAGACGCAAGCUUCCCGCCCGGCGACAACAGUAGUGAUACCGUCAUUGGCAAUAUUCACUUCAACGCCACAGCCCUCGAUAACAACAAUUAUACCUUUUACCCGGGCAACAACACAUUGUCCAACAUAUCCGAUUGUUACCUCGUAUUUGCGCCUUACUCGCCAGUAUUGGUACGGGCCAACGGCAGCUUCCUCAACGCGACAACAUGUUACAGCUCCAUCAACCCCAUUGGUAAACGCGGCUACGCCGGCAUUGGUCUUGGUGUUUUUUACGCUCUUUCCAUUGUCCUCACUCUCGUUGCGCUAGCCAAGCAUGGCGCAUUGUAUCUCCGCACCACAAAACGUUUCUACCCCAUCGGUCGAAGAUGGCAAUGGUACUGGGCAUGCCUUGUCGCUGCCUGUGCCCUUGUCAGCCUCUUUUCCAAUGUCGAAAUUGAGCGAUACUAUCUCCAGGAUCUGCCAAUUAUCCUUUGCGUCUUCUUCUGGUUCCUCAUGUGUAUGGGAACUGUCGCUCUGGUAUGGGAAUCUGUGCGGCACUGGGGGAGCUGGCUGGAGAGACAGUUUAUUGAUCCAAACCCUUUUGUGUAUCGUGAGGAUGAUAGACGGGCUAAGCUUGAAUUCUGGCUGCCUUUAUGGUUCUAUUUUUGGUUUUGGAUGAAUUUCUUCAUGGUUGUUCCCAGGAGUUGGAACUUUGUCAAGUCCCAGCAUUCAGUCGAACAGACAAACGCCGUGGCUAUUCCUAAUGCUACAAGUGUGCGCUUCAAGGUUGGAGCGUUCUGUCUGGUCAUCUCAUGGCUCACCAUUCUAUUUUCCUUGCGACACUCCAUCCGGCACUACAAACCUCGUCACCGCGGCAUAUUCAACAGAGCUCUCGGAUUCAUUCAAGCCGUCCCUCUUCGAUUUAUGCUCACCAUGCCCUUGGCGCUUGCAUUGAUUGCCUAUCAAGCAGUGAUAUCGUUCAUCUGGGACUUUUCACUCGUCAAGGCGGACGGAAACAUACCAAUCAUCAUGGCUUGGGGUUACGGCCCUUCCCUGCUCAUCAUAUACAUACAGAUUGUGUACGGAUACGCCUCGCCCAAUGAGGACAAGGAACUCAUCAGGCAGCGAAGGGAACGUGGAGAUAUUGUGGAUCGUGAACUCGGCGUAGUCCAUAAACCGGCGUGGUGGAGGCGUGUGCGAGGUGAUCACCUCCGCACGAUGAGAGACAAGAUUGACCAAAAUGUCAAUGAAGUCGGCGGCGAGCGGGGGAUUGGUCGACGAGUCGAAAAUGAUGCUGAAAGAGAUGCCCGUCUCGAAGCCGAGCGUUCUGCCAUCAACAACGACGGCAUUGAGCUCAGCAGUCUUCGAGAUGACCCUCACAACCCGCGUGUUGAUAGAGCUGGGAUUCACAGCCUCAACAAGACAACUUCGGUUACCGACGACCCGUUGGCUAACCCGUACCUGGGAAAGAACGAUCGCCGUCACGCGGAGAGGCUUAUGCAAAGCGCCGCAACUGUCUUGUUCCCCAGCCAAGAACUUGCUAUGGAGCGAGCCAGGAGAGCGACUGAGCUCAUGGAGGACGGCCCGCCACCACCAUACAACGACAGGCAAAGGGGAGAAUCGGAGACGCAGAGGCCCUUGUCAGCACAGAGGACGAAUAGUACGUCUACAACAUUGAGCAUCAAUGCGGAACCACAGCAGGUAAGGAGCAUGUUGGAUAUUUAA
Messenger RNA from Metarhizium brunneum ARSEF 3297, 1749 nucleotides. RefSeq lists its product as uncharacterized. The record is from RefSeq and is a predicted model, not a curated record. Lineage: Eukaryota; Fungi; Ascomycota; Sordariomycetes; Hypocreales; Clavicipitaceae.